AUGGGCGAAUCCAUCAAGGCCUUGGUCGAGAGACUUAUCCGUAAGACAGUGUUCACAUUCCUGGUCAAUGAUCGCCCACUCUGCGAGAACAAGGUUAUGUUCUUUGGCAAGAGUUACUGCCCCCACUGCAAGAAUGCAAAGUCGGUCUUGGCCGCCAAGGGUGUCCAGUACAAGGCGUAUGAGAUCGAUCUUGAGGCCAAGGGAGCUGAGGUUCAGGAUUACUUGCAGCAAAAGACCGGUCUGCGCACUGUCCCCAAUAUCUUCAUCAACACUCACCACCUUGGAGGUAACUCUGAUCUGAUCGUUGCAAAGGAGAGUGGAAAGCUCGACAAGAUGUUAGGCACCAAGUCUGAGCUGUAG
Linnemannia hyalina is the source of this 360-nucleotide messenger RNA. Lineage: Eukaryota; Fungi; Mortierellomycota; Mortierellomycetes; Mortierellales; Mortierellaceae. The record is from the annotation of a GenBank genome assembly.